Messenger RNA from Oncorhynchus mykiss (rainbow trout), 876 nucleotides. RefSeq names its product WD repeat domain 83 opposite strand (gene wdr83os). Gene Ontology annotation, biological process: protein insertion into ER membrane. Gene Ontology annotation, cellular component: endoplasmic reticulum membrane. Gene Ontology annotation, molecular function: protein folding chaperone. The record is from RefSeq and is a predicted model, not a curated record. Lineage: Eukaryota; Metazoa; Chordata; Actinopteri; Salmoniformes; Salmonidae.
UUCUCCCUCCGCAUUGAUAGAGUCCUUCGCGUCCUUUAAAGCAUUUAUUUUGAAAUGCAUUCAUCGCACGGCGGAACUGAUAGGCCCCGCCCCUUCAUUCGCCCAGCUAGCUGACGGGUCCCACUCAACACCGUUUUGCCACUAAAUUAAUCCUUAAAAAUAUCUCAACAAGAAGGACAUUAUGUCCGCAAACAACAUGUCAGGCCCACAAAGGGUAAACAAAAUUAUCCGAUACAAGCCCCCCAGCACGGAAGCAAACCCCACCCUGGAAGACCCGACUCCAGACUACAUGAACCUACUCGGCAUGAUCUUCAGCAUGUGUGGCCUGAUGCUGAAGUUAAAGUGGUGUGCGUGGAUAGCAGUGUACUGCUCCUUCAUCAGCUUCGCUAACUCACGCAGCUCCGAAGACACCAAACAGAUGAUGAGCAGCUUUAUGCUGUCCAUCUCAGCCGUGGUGAUGUCAUACCUCCAGAACCCCCAGCCCAUGUCGCCACCGUGGUAACCAAGGACCAAUGGCGGGGGGGCCUUGCAGGAGAGGGGCGGUUCCAGACUGAGAGUGGGAGACGGACUCCUGACUCGCCCACUGACCAUCUGGGAGAGAGAGAGAGAGGGAUGGAUGGAUGGAGACAGAGAGGGAGGAGGGAUAAAGAUGGAUGGAUGUAGUCAGAGAGGGAGGAGAGAUAAAGAUGGAUGUAUUGAGAGGAAACACAACGCUGGACAUGAGGCAAGAACAAGAAGACCAGGUGGUCCUGGUUAUUCUCCAAAAUCUCUCUCUUCCUGGAGAUAUUGCAGGUUUUCUAUUGAAUUGUCUGAUUCACCCGCUCGCUGUAAGCUGAGGUCUAGUUGGAAAUAAAGAUGGAAGGUUUUAUAAAGUCA